AUGUGUAUUUUUAGAGUGGAUCAAGAAGCAAGAAGUGAUUCCUGUGAUACCUGUAAUGACCAACUUGAUUUCUAUUAUGCUGAAGAGGACGCAAAAUGCUCUGAGCACAAUUACUGUAAGAGACUGUACACAUCACUGCUGGAGGAAUUUAAUAAUUUAGACACGACAGCAGGACAACAUUCCACCAGUUGUAAUGACCAGAUAAGCAUAAAAGAGGAAUACUUUAUUGAAACAGUCAAUGCAGAAAAUGUAUCAAAGUUGAAACAUAUUGAGAGCUGUUGUGCUGACUUAGAAAUCAAAGAAGAACCUACUAGUGAUACAGAUUGUCAAACCACAGAUCUACCAGAAGUGAAGAUUGAGGUUGUUAAUGAUGAGAUGUGGGAAGAGAGUUUGAACCAAAGACCAAGUGAUUUAGAAAAUGGGGGAUUAUACCUUACUGAGGUGACCGAAGCUUUAUCUGAGGAACUGAGAAACUUUAAUGUGUUAAAUUUAAUGCUGUCUGCUGGGUUCUUAUAGAACUGUGUAACUUAACCUGAACUUCACUGACUCAGUGGAACCUGAUGCUGUAGCUGUACCAGAAUCUGCUUUGGAAGCAGCUUGCUAACAGUGUUAACUGAGUGGACAAAAACAACUAGAAAUGAUGCUGUUAUUUUCUCAGCAUUUAAAGCUACAGUUGACAUUUGGUUUCCAUUGACUAUUGUAUUGUUAGAAAGUGUCAAGUAUGGGUUUGUUGAUGUGUAUGUUGUUGUAAGGGGUGAACAUGUGUAACAAGGGAAGUGACUGGUCAAGUGACAGCAUCUGUGUUGAUAGCGUGAGAAAAUGGAGGUAUGUAAUAUUGGAUGACAGUUGUUUGUGUGAUGGUGG
Messenger RNA from Physella acuta, 864 nucleotides. RefSeq lists its product as uncharacterized. The record is from RefSeq and is a predicted model, not a curated record. NCBI's taxonomy places the organism in Eukaryota, Metazoa, Mollusca, Gastropoda, Physidae.